AUAUUUCUUAAAUUAUUUUUCUUCUUUCUCAAAGAAGCUCGAAACCUUUGAAUUCAUAGUCACCUAAAGGCGGAGGUUAACUUGCCAGUAACAGCUUUGAGGGAUGAGAGCUAACAUCAGGGGACAGACAUUUUCUUUUACAAAUAACACAUUGUUAUGUAUUGUUCUCCAUCACCCACGCCCAAAUGGCUACUCGACCUAUGAAAGAAAUCGCACCAUGAGCACAGAUAACCCCAGGCUUCAGGUCUGUAAUCUGACUGUAGCCAUCAGCAGCCAGAAAUGAGUUUCUUUCUAAUCAGCUUUCCAUCAGUCCCCAGUCACACAUAUAAAGGAGCCUGGGGAGGGGAGGAUUCACAUUGUUCUUUCUUCAGCACCAGGAUUCUGGACAGCGCCCCGAACGGGCUGCCAUCCUCCAGCUCCUUCCUUUCUUAAUCUCCUCCAGGGCUGCUAUUGCCCCUCUAGUACCCCCUGCUGCAGAGAAGGAAAAUUACAUCGGGAUCCAUGCAGCCGGCAAUGAUGAUGUUUUCCAGUAAAUACUGGGCAAGAAGAGGGUUUUCCCUGGAUUCAGCGGUGCCCGAAGAGCAUCAGCUACUUGGCAGCUUAACACUAAAUAAAGCUAACUCUGGCAAAAAUGAUGAUAAAAAAGGCAGCCGAGGAAGCAGCAAAGGGGAAACGGCUACUGACAGUGGCAAGACAGCGGUCAUGUUCUCUUUGAAAAACGAAGUCGGCGGCUUGGUCAAAGUGCUGAAACUCUUCCAGGAAAAACAUGUCAACAUGGUUCACAUCGAGUCCAGGAGAUCCCGGCGAAGAAGUUCAGAGGUGGAGAUCUUUGUGGACUGUGAGUGUGGCAAAACAGAAUUCAAUGAGCUCAUUCAGUUGCUGAAAUUUCAAACUACAGUUGUGAUGCUGAAUCCGCCAGAGAACGUUUGGACAGAGGAAGGAGAGCUAGAGGAUGUGCCCUGGUUCCCCCGGAAGAUCUCUGAAUUAGACAAAUGCUCUCACAGAGUUCUCAUGUAUGGUUCUGAGCUUGAUGCUGAUCACCCAGGAUUCAAGGACAAUGUCUAUCGACAGAGAAGAAAGUAUUUUGUGGAUGUGGCCAUGAGUUAUAAAUACGGUCAGCCCAUCCCCAGGGUGGAGUACACAGAGGAAGAAACGAAAACUUGGGGUGUUGUAUUCCGGGAGCUCUCCAAGCUCUAUCCCACGCACGCUUGUCGGGAGUAUUUGAAAAACUUCCCUCUGCUGACUAAAUACUGUGGCUACAGGGAGGACAACGUGCCCCAGCUUGAAGACGUCUCCGUGUUUCUGAAAGAAAGAUCUGGCUUCACCGUGAGGCCAGUGGCUGGGUACCUGAGUCCCCGAGACUUUCUGGCAGGACUGGCCUACAGGGUGUUCCACUGUACCCAGUACAUCCGCCAUGGCUCGGACCCCCUCUACACCCCAGAACCAGACACAUGUCAUGAGCUCCUGGGACAUGUUCCACUGCUUGCGGAUCCUAAGUUUGCUCAGUUUUCCCAGGAAAUAGGCCUGGCAUCUCUGGGAGCAUCAGAUGAAGACGUGCAGAAAUUAGCCACGUGCUAUUUCUUUACAAUUGAGUUUGGCCUGUGCAAGCAAGAAGGGCAACUGCGGGCGUAUGGAGCAGGACUGCUUUCUUCCAUUGGAGAGUUAAAGCAUGCUCUUUCUGACAAGGCAUGUGUGAAAGCCUUUGACCCGAAGACAACUUGCUUGCAGGAAUGCCUUAUCACCACCUUCCAGGAGGCCUACUUUGUUUCAGAAAGUUUUGAAGAAGCUAAAGAAAAAAUGAGGGACUUUGCAAAGUCAAUUACCCGUCCCUUCUCAGUGUACUUCAAUCCCUACACACAGAGUAUCGAAAUUCUGAAGGACACCAGGAGUAUUGAGAACGUGGUGCAGGAUCUCCGCAGUGAUCUGAACACAGUGUGUGAUGCCUUGAACAAAAUGAACCAGUAUCUGGGGAUUUGAUGCCCGGGAACAGUAUUGUCACCAGCGUGAUCUUUUUGAGGGCUUAGCAGUCAAUGUCAUAUAACACCAAUACCUGUGUCUGUGUCAUGGCUUGGCUAGCAGGCAUGCAAUUAUGUAUAUCUCUACCUGCUUGUAACUUACUGUGCUGAUGUGUGAAACACCAUUAAGAACCCAGUGACAGGUAACCACUCAUUGUAGGAAAGAUUUUAAUAUGUUUAAGUGUCUUAAAUUGAUUUGACAUUCCUGCUUAGUGUCUUUCACCAAACUGCAUCUAUUUAAAAUUUGUAACAAAUAGCCCUCUUACGAUUCUGGCU
Molecule: messenger RNA, 2291 nt
Organism: Artibeus jamaicensis (Jamaican fruit-eating bat)
Lineage: Eukaryota; Metazoa; Chordata; Mammalia; Chiroptera; Phyllostomidae
Gene: TPH2
Product: tryptophan hydroxylase 2
Exons: 11
Coding region: 502-1977 (491 amino acids)
Biological process (GO): serotonin biosynthetic process; aromatic amino acid metabolic process
Cellular component (GO): neuron projection
Molecular function (GO): tryptophan 5-monooxygenase activity; iron ion binding
Source: RefSeq, a predicted model, not a curated record